Molecule: messenger RNA, 1690 nt
Organism: Macroventuria anomochaeta
Lineage: Eukaryota; Fungi; Ascomycota; Dothideomycetes; Pleosporales; Didymellaceae
Exons: 1
Coding region: 103-1590 (495 amino acids)
Biological process (GO): maturation of SSU-rRNA; ribosomal small subunit biogenesis
Cellular component (GO): preribosome, small subunit precursor
Molecular function (GO): RNA endonuclease activity
Source: RefSeq, a predicted model, not a curated record
UUUCUGACAACGACAAAAUCGCUUGCAAGAAGCGUGUGAGCUGAGUGUGAUCUCACAUCAAGGUAUCUUAAUACCCAACUGUCGCCAUUUUCUGUCAACAAAAUGGCUGUCGAACCAACCCAAAAGCCUAUCCACUCGCUUAUCCUGGAUACUGGCCCACUGAUCAAGAACGUUGUCUCGAUUUCAACAAUCAUCAACUCUGCCGAGGAACUCUACACGACUCCAGCUAUCAUCUCCGAAAUUCGAGAUGAAGCAACUAGGAUGCGAGUGCACACUGCCUUGAUGCCAUUUCUUAAAGUUCGUAACCCUAGCCCGGCAAGCUACGAUGCAGUCAUCGCCUUCAGUAAAAAGACAGGCGAUCAUGCCGUACUGAGCAGGCAGGAUUUGGGAAUCUUGGCGCUGGCGUACGAGAUUCACUGCGAAAGGAACGGUGGAGACUGGGGUCUGAGAUCAGUGCCCAAGGGGCCGAUCAAGCUGAGACCUGAGGAGGAAGAGGAGGCGCGCAAGCAGAAGGAAGCGAAGGAAGCGGCUAAGGCAGCUCAAGAGCAGGCAGCGUUGGAAAACGGCCAAGCCGAAGUGGAAGAUGAGUGGUCGACUGUCACCAAGUCCAAGAAGUCGUCAAAGAAGUCAAAGGGUCAAAACAAGAAGAACAACAAGUCGGAGCAGGCGCAGAACGACCUGACCAUCGAGCAGCCAGCGACUGAGGCCGAGCCCCAGAAACAGUCUGAGGAGCCUGUAGUGCAAGAUGUCACCCAAGAACAGCCAGCAUCUUUGCCUACAGAGGAGAAGCCUGUUGAGGUUGAAAGCACCUCAGAGUCCGCGCAGCAAGUAUCUGACCCUGCACCGGCUACCGAGUCUCUUGAGAAAGACCUGUCAACCCUGGACAUCUCCUUAGGCCAGGAAUCGCAGCAACAACCUACGCCUCCCGCAUCUGACGAUGAGGAUGAUGACGACGGCGAAUGGAUCACUGAGUCCAACCUUCCCGAAUACCAAGUCAAGGAUUCUGGUCUUCAGGCUGAUGUCCGCACGCAGGGCCCCACUCAAAUGGACGUAGCGACCAUGACCAUCGAUUUCGCUAUGCAGAAUGUGCUCCUUCAGAUGAACCUGAAGCUCAUCACCACGAACAUGCAGCGCAUCAAGAAGCUGUCCUCCAAGGUCCUGCGCUGCCAUGCUUGCUUCCAGGUCGUCAAGGACAUGAGCAAGCAGUUCUGCCCACGCUGCGGUGGUGCCACCCUCGCGCGAGUCUCCUGCAGCACAAAUGCGAAGGGCGAGUUCCAUAUCCACCUUGCUAAAAACUAUACCUACAACAAGCGUGGCGACAAGUACAGCAUUCCCAAGCCUAUUGCAGGCACCGCAAACACCAAAUGGAGUGGUCUUGGUGGAGGAAAGGGAGGAUGGGGCAGGGACCUGAUCCUUGCAGAGGACCAGAAGGAGUACACGAGGCAGCUAGCCCAGGACAAGAGGGAGAGGACCAAGGACCUUAUGGACGAGGACUACCUGCCAGGCAUCCUCACCGGUGACCGUGGAAGGGCAGGAGGCCGGCCCAAGGUUGGCGCUGGAAAGAACGCCAACUCCAAGAAGAGGCAUUGAUGGCUUGAUGAAUCAUUGAGAUGUCAUGCAUAGGUUGGCGCUAGAAUAGACUAAGAAUCAGAAGUAGUGCUGGUUCACUUGCCGUCUGCCUGUCUUCAGC